Molecule: messenger RNA, 5938 nt
Organism: Cololabis saira (Pacific saury)
Lineage: Eukaryota; Metazoa; Chordata; Actinopteri; Beloniformes; Belonidae
Gene: abcb11b
Product: ATP-binding cassette, sub-family B (MDR/TAP), member 11b
Exons: 28
Coding region: 68-4168 (1366 amino acids)
Biological process (GO): transmembrane transport
Cellular component (GO): membrane
Molecular function (GO): ATP binding; ATP hydrolysis activity; ABC-type transporter activity
Source: RefSeq, a predicted model, not a curated record
CUGUUUCAUGUUCGAAAUAAAAUUUCAAUUUAAAAAUUUCAAUUUGGAUUUUCCCAGAUGACUCAAGAUGCCGGCGGGAUCAGUGAGGCUGCAGAGCAUUAAGAAGUUGGGCCAGGAAAACCAAAGCUAUGAUCCUUCAGAAGAAGAACCAGCUGGCUCCUAUAUGACUAUGACUAAUUCAAAAGAGAAAGAGAAGACGACAAGAGAUGCAGAGCGACCUGCAAUACGAGUGAGCUUCUUUCAGCUGUUUCGCUUUGCCACCUGCAAGGACGUGGGGAUGAUGGUGGUGGGCAGCCUGUGCGCGGUGCUGCACGGGUCGGCCCAGCCCCUCAUGCUGCUGGUGUUCGGCCUGCUCACCGACACCUUCAUCGAUUACGACAUUGAGCUCAACGCGCUUAAAGACGAGCGGAAGGAGUGCGUGAACAACACCAUCCAGUGGAAGAAGAACUACACCGACGCUCUAGACCAGACGGUUUCCCUGAACUACACAUACAUGAACUUUUUUGACAAUGCAACGUGGGAGUUGUUCACACCAGUGGGGAACAUGUCAUGUGGGAUUCUCGACAUUGAACAUGAGAUGACCCUGUUUGCCUUCUAUUAUGUUGGAAUUGGGGUGGCUGUCUUCCUGCUGGGAUACUUACAGAUCUCCCUGUGGGUGACGGCUGCUGCCAAGCAGAUUCAGCUCAUCAGGAAAAUGUACUUCAGCAAAGUGAUGCGGAUGGAGAUCGGCUGGUUCGACUGCACCUCUGUAGGAGAGCUCAACACUCGUAUGUCAGAUGACAUAAACAAGAUCAAUGACGCCAUUGCUGACCAAGUUGCCAUAUUUGUGCAACGCUUCACCACCUUUGUGUGCGGUUUCUGCGUCGGAUUUGUGAAAGGAUGGAAGUUAACGCUUGUCAUCAUCGCAGCAAGUCCACUAAUUGGAGUUGGAGCAGGUUUCAUGGCUCUGUUCGUGGCUAAGCUAACAGGGAUGGAGCUGCAGGCUUAUGCUAAAGCUGGUGCCGUAGCGGAUGAAGUUCUCUCCUCCAUCAGGACCGUCGCUGCCUUUGGUGGAGAGAAGAAGGAAGUGGAAAGGUAUGACAGGAACUUGGUCUCAGCCCAGCAAUGGGGCAUCAGGAAGGGUCUGAUCAUGGGCUUUUUCACUGGAUAUAUGUGGUUGAUCAUCUUCCUUUGCUAUGCUCUGGCCUUCUGGUAUGGCUCUACCCUUGUGGUUGACACUCAGGAAUACACUCCAGGAACACUACUGCAGGUGUUUUUUGGAGUUCUGAUAGCAGCCAUGAACCUGGGACAGGCCUCUCCGUGUCUGGAGGCGUUCGCAGCAGGCCGUGGAGCCGCCACCAUAAUAUUCGAGACUAUUGACAGAGAGCCAGAGAUUGAUUGUUUAUCAGAGGCUGGAUAUAAGCUUGACCGGGUCAAAGGAGAUAUCGAGUUCCACAACGUGACCUUCUACUAUCCGUCCAGACCUGAAGUGAAAAUCCUGGACCAGCUGAGCGUUCCAGUGAAGUCGGGAGAAACCACAGCGUUCGUUGGCCCGAGCGGAGCCGGGAAAAGCACUGCUGUUCAACUCUUCCAGCGUUUCUACGACCCUAAAGAGGGCAUGGUGACCCUGGACGGCCAUGACAUCAGAGGGCUGAACAUCCAAUGGCUGCGCUCUCUGAUCGGCAUCGUGGAGCAGGAGCCGGUGCUGUUCGCCACCACCAUCGGGGAGAACAUUCGCUACGGUCGCCCCGGCGUAACCAUGGAUGACAUCAUCGCUGCGGCAAAGGAGGCAAAUGCGUACAACUUCAUCAUGGACCUGCCACAGAAAUUUGACACAUUAGUGGGGGAAGGUGGGGGCCAGAUGAGCGGAGGGCAGAAGCAGCGGAUCGCCAUCGCGCGCGCUCUGGUCAGAAACCCCCGCAUCCUGUUGUUGGACAUGGCGACAUCUGCUCUUGACAACGAAAGUGAGGCUAUUGUUCAGGAAGCUUUGGAUAAAGUACGCAUGGGCCGCACCACCAUCUCCAUCGCUCAUCGGCUGUCCACCAUAAAGAACGCCGAUGUGAUCGUGGGCUUUGAGCACGGCCGGGCCGUGGAGCGGGGCAAGCACAACGAGCUGCUGGACAGGAAGGGCGUGUACUUCACCCUCGUCACUCUGCAGAGCCAGGGGGACAAGGCUCUGAAUGAGAAGGCUCGGCAAAUGGCUGAUCGUGAAGAAGAGGAGCCAGAGAGGUUAAACCUAUCCAGAGCAGGCAGCUACCGGGCCAGUUUGAGAGCGUCAAUCCGCCAGCGGUCCCGAUCCCAGCUGUCCAACCUGAUCCCAGAAUCCUCUGUUCCUGUUGCUGGAGACUUGGGCCCCAGAUCCUACUCUGUGUCACAUGAAGAUAAAUAUGAGGUGCGUGAGCAUAAAGAGGAGGAGGGGCAGGAGCUCGUAGAACCUGCUCCCGUGGCCAGGAUCCUGAAGUACAACUCACCCGAGUGGCCCUACAUGCUGUUUGGUUCCUUCGGGGCUGCGAUCAAUGGGGGGGUCAACCCCGUUUACUCACUGCUGUUCAGUCAAAUCCUGGCGACUUUCUCAAUAAUAGAUCCUGCAGUUCAAAGGAAGGAGAUUGAUGGUAUCUGCGUCUUCUUUCUCAUGGUCGGCGUGAUCUCGUUCUUCACCCAGAUGCUGCAGGGCUAUGCCUUCUCAAAGUCUGGAGAGCUGCUGACCCGCAGGUUGCGGCGGAUCGGCUUUCAUGCCAUGCUAGGCCAAGAGAUCGGCUGGUUCGACGAUCACAGGAACAGCCCCGGAGCUCUGACCACACGUCUGGCUACGGAUGCCUCACAAGUCCAGGGGGCUACAGGUUCACAGAUAGGGAUGAUCGUCAACUCCAUGACCAACAUCGGCGUGGCUGUCAUCAUGUCCUUCUACUUCAGCUGGAAGCUGACGAUGCUCAUCCUCUGCUUCCUGCCGUUCAUCGCUCUCUCGGGCGGCUUCCAGGCCAAGAUGCUGACAGGCUUUGCCAAGCAGGACAAACAAGCCAUGGAAGCUGCUGGACAGAUCUCUGGGGAAGCCCUCAACAACAUCCGCACCAUCGCUGGCCUGGGGAAGGAAAGGAGUUUUGUGGAGAUGUACGAGGCCCAGCUGGACGCUCCGUAUCAAGCAGCGCUGAAGAAGGCAAACGUAUACGGCGCUUGCUACGGUUUCGCCCAGUGUGUGGUCUUCAUGACCAACUCCGCUUCCUACAGGUUCGGAGGCUACCUGGUUAAACAAGAAGGUCUGCAUUUCAGUCUCGUGUUCAGGGUCAUCUCUGCCAUCGUCACCAGCGGCACAGCUCUCGGCAGAGCCUCCUCAUACACUCCAGACUACGCUAAGGCCAAGAUAUCAGCAGCGCGUUUCUUCCAGCUGCUGGACCGCGUGCCCAAAAUCAGCGUCUACAGUGGGAAAGGAGACAAAUGGGAUAACUUCCAGGGGAACCUUGACUUCAUUGACUGCAAGUUCACGUACCCCACCAGGCCGGACAUCCAGGUCCUGAACGGGCUGAAUGUGUCCGUGAAGCCCGGCCAGACGCUGGCGUUUGUGGGCAGCAGCGGCUGUGGGAAGAGCACCAGCGUCCAGCUGCUGGAGAGGUUUUACGAUCCGGAUCACGGCAGAGUGCUGAUUGAUGGCCAUGACUCAGGUCGCGUCAACGUGCCCUUCCUCCGCUCCAAGAUAGGCAUCGUCUCUCAGGAGCCCAUCUUGUUUGACUGCAGCAUCGGGGAGAAUAUCAAGUACGGGGACAACUCGCGGGAAAUCGGCACGAACGAGGUCAUCGCGGCGGCCAAGAAGGCGCAGCUUCACGACUUCGUCAUGUCGCUCCCUGAGAAAUACGACACCAACGUGGGCUCUCAGGGUUCUCAGCUGUCCCGCGGCCAGAAGCAGCGCAUCGCCAUCGCCAGGGCCAUCAUACGCGACCCCAAGAUCCUGCUGCUGGACGAGGCCACCUCCGCGCUGGACACGGAGAGCGAGAAGACCGUGCAGGAAGCACUGGACAAAGCCAGAGAAGGUCGAACCUGCAUCGUCAUCGCCCACCGGCUCUCCACCAUUCAGAACUCUGACAUCAUUGCUGUUAUGUCCAGGGGCUUUGUGAUUGAGAAAGGAGCGCAUGACCAGCUCAUGGCCCUGAAGGGAGCCUACUACAAGCUGGUGACGACUGGGGCGCCCAUCAGUUAGCCGACCAGGGACUCAGGAGUCAGGCAGGAAAUGCUUUUCAUUUGGGCUGUCAAACCAUUCAUUUUUCGCAUGUUGUCCAUAGUUAACUCGCUAUUAAUCGCAUAUUAAUUGCACAUUUAUUCACACAUUUCUUGCUUUUCUAAAUUACCUUAAGGUAUUUUUUAAUGUUUUUAAUACUGUUAACAACAUGAGAAGGGGCAAAUAUGCUGCUUUAUGCCAAUGUGUAUUCAACUUUCCACAAAAAAAGCUUUUGAACUGAAUGUACAGUAACAUUCCUUCAUAAAUACAAACACAAUGUAGUCCCCAACUUUACACUUGUAAAGACUAACUUAAGAUUCCUUGGUUUUUAAGCAGCUCAACGUAAAACAAUGAACCAUAUGCAUCACAAACAUUGUACAAGAAGUGCAUUGGUCAGUUAAAUUUUCCAUUUUCGUAAAUAUGUCUAACCUCAUUUGGAGGAUGGAGCUAUUACUGCAUCGGUCGUGUGUUUGGCUUGCAAGUGGUAUUUGAGACUCGACGUACUUCCAUGAUAAUUCAUUUCAAAUCGACAGUAACUGCAAAUAACUUUAGUCUUGUCCAGCGAACCAUCUGGCAUCUUUUUGAAAGUCCCUUUUUAUUCUCCAUCUUUCCUCGCUUUUCAAAAAAGUUCAUGCAGUAGUCCAGCAUACUUUUCCUCAAGCUAUGGUUGCCAUCGACCGCCAGAAAUUAUAUAAUGCGCGUUUUUUUUUUUCUUAUCCUGCGCAUUAAUCGUGCAUUAAAAAAAUUGUCGGCGUUAAGAGGACGUUAAGUUGACGCGUUAACUUUGACAGCCCUAGUUUUCAUAUACAGUAGCAAGAAAAAAGCUGCAGACCUCCAGGAAUUAACUGGUUUUCUGCACAAGUUUUCCAUAAAAUGUUAUUCAGCUGAGCUUAUUAUUGUCAAUAGUUUGCACACCUGAAGUCCUGUUAAUGAAAUUAGUUUGAAGAUACUUGGGAAUGUACUUCAGAAUAAUGUCAGAGUGGCCGUGUGUUUUAUCAACUUAAGCACAAGUGUUGGUCUACUAUUGAGGCUUAGACUGAUCAUAUCUUACGACGAGUUAAUGCAAACGAGCAGUUAUUUCCACGGGGCUGACAAGGAGGAAAGUAGAAGGACAAGGAGCCAACGGUAGAGGAUUGUGUGAAAAUGCUGAUGUAUGUUGCUUUUGUGGUUAGUUACUUCAUGUGUCUGAGUGUUUUUUUUUUGUUUGUUUCUAGUGUGUGUGUAGCAUCAUACAAAUGCCAACAAUUUACUGCUUUUGUUGCUUUGCACUGAUGUAAAGUGACUAAAAGUUGGGUUUACAACAUCCUGUAAAGGACAACCAGUCACACCUGAACAGACUGGACUGUUUCUGCCUUUAUCAGGAUCAAACUGUCACAAUUCUUUUAAACAUUUCAACUGUUACUGUAUAAUUUCAUCCGUCCAUCCGUCCGUCAGUACGUAUGUACGUACGUACGUACGUACGUACAUACAUCCACUAUACCAGGGGUCGGCAACCCAAAAUGUUGAAAGAGCCGUAUUGGACCAAAAACACAAAAAACAAAUAUGUCUGGAGCCGCAAAAAAUGAAAAGUUUUGAAAAAAAUUCAAAAUGUCGAGAAAAAAGUCGAAAUGUCGAGAAAAAAAUCAAAAUAUCGAGAAAAAAGUCAAAAUGUCGAGAAAAACAUUCGAAAUGUCAAGAUUAAAGUUGAAGUACAAUCUCGAGAAAAAAGUCGAAAUGUCGAGAAAAAAGUCAAAAUUUCGGGAAAAAAGUCAA